Messenger RNA from Triticum aestivum (bread wheat), 4980 nucleotides. RefSeq names its product putative disease resistance protein RGA4. The coding region runs from base 2173 to 4812 and encodes 879 amino acids. The transcript is spliced from 3 exons. The record is from RefSeq and is a predicted model, not a curated record. Gene Ontology annotation, molecular function: ADP binding. NCBI's taxonomy places the organism in Eukaryota, Viridiplantae, Streptophyta, Magnoliopsida, Poales, Poaceae.
UCUCCGCCGGCAGCCACGCACCAGCAGCAGCAGCCAACAAGUUUAGCAGCGCCGUGAAACCCUCCGCCGGCAGCCACGCAUCCACUACGGCAGCUAGGCAUGGCAGUCUCGCCGCCGCCAACCACGCAGCACCCGUGGCCGAUGGAACACACACAUUAAGCACGCACUCCGGCACCGUUCCCACGCCAGCGUCGGCCUCCUGCCCCUCCCUCUCUGCUAUCUCUCCUCCUGUCCUCCACCCUCUAAGAUGCGGUCACAUCUGGUGCGUCAUCCACCAUCCCCACCACACAUGUGCCUCUCCAAUGCUUGAUCUGAGAAAAAAAUCAGGGAAAGAAGAUGAACCAGAGAUGACCAGGCGAAGGCGUUGUGGCGGGACGGAGCUUUCCGGAUGCAGCGGUUGCACCGGCCAGCGAGUCGGGGAGGGGAUCGGGGAGGUCGCCGUUCCCCUAGAUAGAGGGGAGAGAGAGGGCAAUAUCGGGGAGGCCAGAAAAACGGGGAGAGGAUCGGGGAACUGCUGGAAGCAGUUUUUUUGCUCUUUUCCCCUAAAAUAGCGAUGAGGGAGGGUUUCGGCGUGCUGCUGGACUUGCUCUGAGAACCGAAGUGCACAAUAAUCGCCGAGAGCCAAGUCGUAGGACUACCCGACACCCUCCACAACCUCCCACCUUCCCCUUCCCUCGCCGCCGGCGUCGUCGGAGCGGCUGCCCCCCACCAUCUGAUCUGGAUCUGGCGUAUGGAGGACCUCCCGAAUACCGAACCUGUCCGGCGGGCGGAGACUCGGCUCUGCGCGCGCUGCGGCCGAUGGGUGGAGCCGUGGAGGCCUGGGGCACUCAGCCGGAUGCGGUGCCGGCUCCUGCGGCAUAGCCGGCCGGCGGUGGCCCUAACGGCAUCUAUACUGCCGUGAACUUCUAUUAUCCAUGGCGUGACAUUGGCGCGUAAAGAGUCGCUGCGUCCGAGGCAUCGCCGGUGGUCGAGGAGCGGGUUUGACAACUGACAUUACGAUGUGGAUGAAUUGGGAGUGCUUAUCUUCUGACUGAGGCAAGUUGGUUUGAAAAGUGGGUUGUAGAUCUUUAUAUGCUAAAAGCUUUCUGCACCCAUCUUCACUUGUUCAGACAACCAGAGUUUCAGUCACUUCUGCAAACUAAGGUCUUUCUAUGGCUUUUUCUACGCAGAAGUAUUACAAGUUCAACCAAGGGUAACCUACUCUUUACUAAAAAAAGGGUAACAUACUAUAUUGGGUUGGAAACUAGGAGAGAGACAUCAAGUGUUGCUUUUGUCCAAGCAACGAAUUAUCUGAUCAACUCCUUUGUCGAUGCCUAUUGGCAUAAUAUACAUGGUGAUGUCGUGCUUCUUGGUGUGCCUUUUGGCUUUGCUUUAACUCCUACAUAUCCUGAUCAUCUUCGGGAAGGCUGGAAAUAUCAUUCUCCACCCUCUAAACAAUUUUUUGAGCUAUUUGGGAGGUGGAGUUCUGCAGCAACUCUCUCUUGGGCUGUGAAAAACAAUGAUACUAUUCGUAUGUCAACAGAAACCAUACCUGAUGAUCCUACUAGUGUCCUUUAGGCCAUUACAGAAACCCGUGGCUUAGGAGGUGUUCUACAGGGAUACAGACAAGCGAGGGAACAGGCCAUAUUUCCAAGGACGAUGGUGUCCAAGGUCGCCAGUGGUGGUUGAUGUAUGCUUGUGUUUGUGUGUAGUCCUGGCCUUCUAGUGUCAUUGUUUUAUUCCAAGUCGUAGUGCUGUAGGGAGGAUGGUUAUGUUCUUCAGUUCAGUUGCAUUUUACCAUCUUUUGUGGCCUGAAGCCCUGAACUAUUGUCAUGCUCAAUGGUUUCUUUAGUGAAAUCAGGGAUGAUGUCCUUUUUUGUAUAUAAAAAAUGGUUUCACCUCUGUCUGCACUUGCAAAAAAAUUGUGCACUUUUCCUUUUGUGGGUUUUGCAGAGGCAUCAAGGAGAGAUAUAUGUUAUGUUCUACUCCCUCCGUUCCUAAAUAUUUGUCUUUUUAGAGAUUUCAAAUGGACUACCACAUACGGAUGUAUAUAGACAUAUCUUAGAGUGUAGAUUCACUCAUUUUACUCCGUAUGUAGUCACUUGUUGAAAUCUCUAGAAAGACAAAUAUUUAGGAAUGGAGGGAGUAGCUAACUAUGUAUGAAAUGACAGUUUUUUCUACUGUGAAUAUUGAAUGCAGUAUACAGAGAAAAAUAGUAAAGCAAAUCUGAUGUUCCAUUUCAUGGGUGAUAUUUUAUCUGCAGCUCUUUUGUGCUUUAUUGCCCAGAUAUCCAAUAUGGCAGAGGUGAUUAUAUCAAGCCUUGCAAUCUCAGUUCUCCGAAAGGCCACAUCUUCUGGCAGUGAAUGGGCCGUUAAUGAGUUCAAGUCGUCCUGGAAUAUCAAGAAAGAGCUUGAAAAGUUGGAAAGGUCACUGAGUUCCAUCUGUGGUGUUCUUGAAGAUGCCGAGGGCAAACAGUCAACUUCUCAUGCUCUUAAAGAGUGGUUAGACAAUUUGAAGGAUGCAGUCUACGACAUAGAUGAUGUUCUGGAUGGCGUGGCCACCCGAGCUCUAGAGCAAAAGGUUCAUACAGGAUUCUUCAUUCGAAUGAGCCACAUGCUUGCUUUUCCAUUCAAAUUGAGCCACAUGAUAAAAGAUGUCCGUGAAAAACUUGAUGAGAUAGCAUCCAACAGAUCAAAAUUUGGAUUAACAUGCCAUCUAAUUGGUAACCAUGUAUCCAGGUGCAGUAACAGGGAAACACAUUCCUUUAUUAAUGAAAAAUAUAUUAUUGGAAGAGAUGAUGCUAAAGACAAUAUUGUCAAAGUUAUAUUGACUGCUGCAAACUCAAAUUCUUUGUCUGUGCUUCCUAUAGUUGGUUUGGGAGGGAUAGGAAAAACUGCAUUGGCCAAGUUGGUAUACAAUGAUGCACGGACUAGCAAGAAGUUUGAAAGGAAGUUAUGGGCAUGUGUCUCUGAUGUAUUUGAUCUUCACAAGAUCUUAGAUGACAUAAUACAAUCUGGUACCGGUGAAAGCAACAAACAACUAAACCUGGAAAUGUUACAGCGCAAGUUGCGUGGGAUUUUACAGGAGAAGAGAUAUUUUCUUGUACUUGAUGACAUGUGGAAUGAUCAAGUUUCUGACUGGGAAGAGUUGAGAAGCCUGCUUUCCAGUGGUGGUAGUGGAAGUGUGAUUGUAGUCACCACGCGCAGUUCAAAUGUUGCAUCCCUGGUGAAGACCCUGGAACAAUAUGACGUUACAAAAUUACCGCAUGAUGAGUGUAUGGAAGUAUUUGUUCGGUGCGCAUUCAGAGAUGGCAGUGAAAAAGACCCCAAGUUGCUAAAACUGGGGAACUCCAUUGUUAAAAAAUGUUGUGGUGUUCCUUUGGCAGCAAAGACACUGGGUUCCCUGUUGUGUAAUAGUCGAAAUGUUGAAGAAUGGCGGCGCAUCGACGAAAACAAACUGUGGAACAUUGAGGGAAGCAUAAAUGGUAUCUUGACAGCAUUAAAAUUGAGUUAUGAUGCACUUCCGCCUCAUCUGCGAGCGUGUUUCGCUUGCCUAUCAACUUUCCCGAAGGACUACCAUAUGUUUACGAAUCACCUUGUUAUGUUCUGGAUGGCAUUGGGGUUGUUGCACCGGGGCAGUGAAAGCCAUGAGACGUUAACUAAUGGAGCAAAAUACUUCCAUGAACUUCUUGAUAGGUCCCUUUUACAAGACCAAUAUAUUCUUUACGAUGGCAGCAUUCAGAAAUGUAAAAUGCAUGAUCUUGUUCAUGAUCUAGCAAUAUCGGUGUCCAGAAAUGAGUGUGCUCUUGUUAGUUGUGAAAAGGUUGCAGUGUCUGAAAGAGUUAGGCAUCUAGUGUGGGACCGCGAGGACUUCUCAGUGGAUCUGAAAUUUCCUAAGCAGCUGAAAAGGGCACGUAAGGCGAGAACAUUUGCAAGCAGAUACAAUUAUGGUACCGUGAGCAAAGCCUUCCUCGAGGACCUAUUCUCUACAUUCACACUCCUGCGUGUCUUGAUUUUCUCUUAUGUUGAAUUUGAAGAGCUACCGAGUUCAGUUGCAAAUCUGAGGCAUCUGAGGUACCUAGAUCUACAAUGGAACAAGAAAAUCAGAAUCCUACCGAAUUCCUUAUGUAGAUUGGUGAAUCUACAAACAGUUCAUCUUGGCCGGUGCAGCCAAUUUGAUGAGCUACCAGGACGUAUGGAUGAACUUGUCAACCUUACGUUCUUGGUCCUCACGUCAAAACAAAAGAAUUUACUAAAAAGUGGGUUUUGUGGUUGGUCUUCCAUGACAUUUCUAUAUUUGAGCGGCUGCACCGAGUUAGUAUCACUCACAGAAGGAUUUGGUAGCCUCACUGCUCUCCGAGAGUUGCUCAUCUUCAACUGCCCAAAGCUCGCUUCUCUCCCCUCUUCCAUGAAGCAGCUCUGUGUGCUUGAGAAGUUGGUGAUUAGUAACUGCCAAGAGCUUGAUCUGAUGGAACCAGUAGGAGCCUUGAGUGGGCUGGGAAACCUACAUGUGCUUACUCUCGUUGAGCUUCCAAAGCUCGUGGGCUUUCCAGAGAGCUUCAAAUCUUGUGUGUUAUCUCUUCAGUUUGUCCUGAUUCGCGAUUGCAAAGGGCUUGAGAAGCUGCCGAGCUUCAUUCGAGAUUUCACUUGUCUUAAGAAAAUUUUAAUUCAGGACUGCCCUAAGUUGAGCAGGAGAUGCACGGCUGAAUCCGGGGAGGAUUAUCAUCUCAUCCGCGGUAUCCCUGUCAUACACAUCGAUGGAGACACUUGUGAAGGGAGACACGAGGCUCUAACAAGCACAUAUAUCAUAAAUCCUGAUGGAAGAAAUGCGUGAAGAAGUUCAUAUUCGGAAUGAGCUCUCAGCUGAGCGCGCACCCUGUCAGUGGAUUCCUUACAGUGUCGAUUAGGUUAUUUCUUCUACAUGUAUUUGCAACAUCUGUAACACUGCUAUUUGUAUUGACUAAGAAUAAGCUGGACAAACGGGGUUUUUAUUUGUUUUGUG